AUGUUUAUUUAUCAUGGAAUUAUUGACCAGGUCACAUCAAGUCUGGUAGAGUUCAUUGUUAUAGUCCUUCCCUCGAGAGUUGAAGUUGGUUCACCUUUUAUCGUCCUCUGCCAACGUGGGAUCUAUGGCUUGCUGUCUGAGAGUCUUGAUAAAGAUGCUCAAGCUCCCAGUGCUGCUCCUCAAACCUUCGAGGCAGUUAUUGAAACCAUGAGCAUUGCCCUAGACGGAAAAGCGGCCACCUUUACCUCUAAGCAGUUCGGUUUUACGCUGCACCUCCCCAAGGAUAUGACCACACUGCAUCUUAGUUUUCAGAUGGACAGUCAACGACCACCAUUGAGCUGUUCAAUGGCUCUCGCAAUGCACCACCCUCUUUCGGCGGAAAGGUCUAGAGACUAUGUACCGGUCAUAUUCCGUGAACCACUUUAUCUUGCCGAUCAGUUCCAGGGCAACCUUAUUGCAUUGGUGCUCUCACAAAAGAAGCAAGAAGAGGAGGCUUCAAGUCCAAUGCACGCCUGCAUUUGUUGGAAUGGCAAAGUAGCAACUACUGGAGAAACAUCUGCGGUACCUGGGCUGUUUUCGCACACUAAAGAGCUGGAAGUUGGCGUUCAAGCACAAGAUGGAGAGCAAGAACGUGCCUAUUUCUCCCUCACUAACAAAAGCCAUGACUUCCAAGGCAAACUCAGCCAGUGUGCAGACGGAAAGUGCGCUCUCGACCUGUCACUCCGCAUUCGUCAUGGUCUUUCCGGAUCGACGGACUGGACCGUAGCUACUAUUCCGCAACUAGAGAAGCACCAGGAGACUCUUAUGCAGAUGGUUACCGAUUUCAGCAGUAGUGGCACUGUCAUUAUCGAAAAUGACAGCACUGAUGUUGUCUCGUGUACAGUCGAAAGCAGCACUGACGAGCGCUAUACCGAAGCCAUGACUAAUGCAGGCCUCGUCCUUGCCUGCCUUGGGUGCUGGUUCACAGCGCCCCAAUUAGUAGCCGCUGCAGUGGGAGCUGCUGGGUUCUUAAUCACUGCCAAAUCGUGGGUCGAUACGCUGUGGUCAGAUAAUACGUCCAAGACAAUGCUGCUGUACCCACAGGACAAGAUGCAGCAGAUUAUGACAGGGUGGGCCACGAAUUACGAUAUCAUCAUGGUGUUGAAUCAUAUCGAGGAUAAUGGAAAGAGCCUCACGGUGACAAGCUACCGAAUACCCAAAGUAAAAGGUCGCACUUAUAAAGUCACCAUGAUCCCCCAUUGGGGAGGAGUCAAACCAACUGACUUCUUUUCCAUCCCUUUCCGAACACCUCAAAAAAUCCACAAUCGCCGGCUUCUAGGUAUUCGAGGAUUGAUUCCGGACGUGUCGUCUGGUAGCAUGCCUGACUCUCUGUAUGAAGGCGAUGUUGUGAGUUACAACUCCAACGGGGCUCUGCUUGCAUACUAUGAAUCUCGUGACUUCUGGGGAUGGUCCGGAGAUUAUUAUUUCCGUUGCGGACCAGAUGCCGGCCAAAUUGCUAUCGUGCAAGGUGAUAACGUGCAUUUCGGACCUCGCAACAAUGUCCGUGUGUACCACCUCGCAGAGGAUCCUUACACUCCCGUGGUUUACAUGGAAGACGCAGCAAUAGUAUUCGAGGGCCCUGGUAGAAUUCCCCGUAACGAUAUUGGCAGUGCUAAAACGAAUGACGAGGUCUUGAAACUAAUCCAGGCACACCAGCGAAGGUCCAAAUACCCAGAGAACUGGGGAUAUUGCCACGAGUACUGGCAGAAUCCGCCAACGGUGUACGCCUGGAGAUGGACUGCCAAGAACCUUGUGAAAAGGGUUAUUAAUCGAAAUACGUACUUCGUUGUCGGCCCCGAGUCCUGGACGCAUACAGCAAUACUUGAUGGUUGA
Molecule: messenger RNA, 1872 nt
Organism: Fusarium tjaetaba
Lineage: Eukaryota; Fungi; Ascomycota; Sordariomycetes; Hypocreales; Nectriaceae
Exons: 1
Coding region: 1-1872 (623 amino acids)
Source: RefSeq, a predicted model, not a curated record